AUGGAGAGAAGAGUCACUUUUUACGCAAAGGAGCAACUGAAAGCAGAUUCAUUCUACAAUCUUUUCUCUCCUGAAGAAACUGAAAUAACCAUUUCUGAAUCGAAGGAUGUUCCAAUCAGCAUCCAAUAUCGGUUAACCUUUCCAAAAGAGUUGUAUCCUCCAUUGGAGUCAAUUGUUGAACGUGUUGCCAGCCUUAGAAUCACCUAUAGAAAUGAAGAGCUGGCUGGUGAGUCGGAGAACAUGUUUUGUGGCCAUUUGGCCUCUGGCUUCAAUGCCUACUUUGUACCACUAACUAUGGAUCAGAAUGAAAUUUGGUCCAUUGCUGACAAAAUUGGAAGCCAAUUUGGCGCUCAGGGAGAUGAAUUUAUAGUAACACCGUUUAGUGUGAACUACCAUAAGAAGAGAAUUGAUAACUAUGACUUGCUUCCUCUCUUGGAUCUGCUCAGAAAGCUGAAAAUAGAAGAGGUGCACGGUCUCGAUAUACAGUUGGUUGAUUCGAAAGUGUUCGUCGAUGUUUCUUAUCCGCUAAAAUCUACAAUGAACAUUAAAGAAGAAGACGGAAUACAGACAGAAGUAGCAAUUUUGCAUUUAGAUGAGAAGCUGAGUAAUAUUGAGAACUAUGCUUUGAAGGGUGUUAGAUUCCAAUAUCCAGCGGUGGAAGGUCCCCCAGGUAAAGGACUAGAAACCUUAUUUCAAGUGAUACCAAGGCACAGGUUCCUACCGGACGAGAUAUCUUUCAAAGGGACUUUAGAGCAUGUGGGAAUGCAUCCAAAACUGAAACUAUCAGGAUUGGAAAAUGUGAAACCACCAUUUAUUCAAGAAGGAGAGUCGUUAUGUCGCCUGUUCUAUUACACUCCUCUUUCGAAACAUUCAUUCAUCGAUCGUUACAUGAUUCAAGAUCAAAGUGAAAAUGUCAACUUGGUUGCAGGAUUUGGAGAAAUGAAUCUGGAAAAACCUGAGUGGGCCGUGAAAAAAUGGGGUAGUGAAUACUUGAUGGAAAUAUUGAACUAUAAGGAAGGAGAAGCCCUAAUUCCGCUCCACUUGAGAUACGGAGAUGUUGCGAAAGAUACCCAAUAUAGUGAGAUUGACUUUGAAUUGGGUGACCUAUUUUAUGCGUGUGACUCCAUCGACAUCCAAGAGCAAGCUGUUUUGGAGCGAAAUGUAUUCCAGAAACGAUCGCUAGGGUACGAGAGGUAUUUUGACAAUAAAACCUUAUUUUAUCACGCGAAGGGUCACUGGCAGAAUAAUUCUGACGUCUACGAAGUGCCAAUUGGAGAUUCGACCUAUGCCAAGCAUAUUGAUAUUGCGACAUUGUCACUAGUUGGACUAGGGGCAAUUUAUCUCAUUAGCUGCUUGUAG
Messenger RNA from Komagataella phaffii GS115, 1359 nucleotides. RefSeq lists its product as hypothetical. Gene Ontology annotation, cellular component: endoplasmic reticulum membrane; glycosylphosphatidylinositol-mannosyltransferase I complex. The transcript has a single exon. Bases 1 to 1359 code for a protein of 452 amino acids. NCBI's taxonomy places the organism in Eukaryota, Fungi, Ascomycota, Pichiomycetes, Pichiales, Pichiaceae. The record is from RefSeq and is a predicted model, not a curated record. Gene Ontology annotation, biological process: protein processing; GPI anchor biosynthetic process. Gene Ontology annotation, molecular function: mannosyltransferase activity.